CCAGGGCAAGGCAGUUUCAUCCACUCAAAUGGCUCACUCUUGUGAUAUAUGUGAUCCCAUCUUGAAAGAUAUUUUGCACAUGGAUGAACACCAGGAAACACGUCAUAAACUGAAACCUUACACGUGUGAGGCAUGUGGGAGACAAUUCUCAUUCAGCACAAGCUUUCACCAGCACCAGAAGCACUACAGUAUAGAGAAAUCCUUAAGAGACAAAGGCAAGACCUCGUUUGUGAAAAACUGUAGAGUUUGUGAAGAACAUCACUUGUCAGAAAAGCCCUUUACGUGUGAGGAGGAGCAGAAACAGGCAGGUUUGGGCAGUCAUCAGCAAAAGGCCACCCGCAGCAAGAGGAAGACAAGGAACACUGAGAAUGGAGAGGCCUUUCACAUCGGACAGAUGCAUUACAACUGCAGUGAUUGUGGGAAGGCCUUUAGCCGCAAAGACACACUUGUCCAGCACCAGAGAAUCCACACUGGAGAAAAGCCAUACGAGUGCGGUGAAUGUGGCAAGGCCUUCAGCCGCAAAGCCACACUGGUGCAGCACCAGAGAAUCCACACGGGAGAGAGGCCUUACGAGUGCAGCGAGUGUGGGAAAUCCUUUAGCCGCAAAGACAACCUUACUCAGCACAAAAGAGUUCACACUGGAGAAAUGCCUUAUAAGUGUGGCGAAUGUGGAAAAUACUUUAGCCAUCACUCCAAUCUAAUUGUACACCAGAGAGUUCACAAUGGAGCGAGGCCUUAUAAGUGCAACAAUUGUGGGAAAGUCUUCAGACACAAAUCCACACUUGUUCAGCAUGAGAGCAUCCAUACUGGAGAAAACCCUUAUGUUUGCAGUGACUGUGGGAAAUCCUUUGGCCACAAAUAUACCCUCAUUAAACACCAGAGAAUUCACACUGAGGCAAAGCCUUUUGAGUGCAUUGAAUGUGGGAAAUUCUUUAGUCGAAGCUCUGACUUUAUUGCACACCAGAGAGUUCACACAGGUGAAAGGCCUUUUGUAUGCAGCAAAUGUGGGAAAGAUUUCAUCAGAACUUCCCACCUUGUUCGGCACCAAAAAGUUCACACUGGAGAAAGGCCAUAUGAGUGCAGUGAAUGUGGGAAAGCCUACAGCUUAAGCUCCCACCUCAUUCGGCACCAGAAAGUUCAUACUGCAGGAAGGCUUUAAGAGUGCUUUCAACACAACAGGACUCAUGGAGAGGAGCUCUGUGAUUACCUUUUGUGAGGGAGAUAUCAAUCAAAUGUUGAACUUCAUAUAUCUGAAUAUUAACAUUGGGGAGACACCUUAUGAAUGCCAAGUACAUGGGAAGCUUUCAGGGGCUGUAUUGCACUUUCAGUCCUGCUGAGGUUCCUUGCAAGAUUUCUGUGUCAAUGCCUGGCUGAAACCAUCUCAGCUCUACCAGUUUAGUUACCCUAAUAUCCUCAAAGAAUGCAGAAUUUUGUACUCUUUCCAAUCCCUGGAGGGAAUUAUAACAAACCUGAGUUAAAUGGGGGUGGGGGGGGCUCCUCGUUCCCUCCCACUGACUGGUAGAGGUGUGGACAUGACCCAUCUUUAGUAAGAGGACCUAAGUUGUGUUCUGGUAGCAAAGAAAGGUUUAUUUUACUUUCUUCAUGAACAUUGUUGGUUUCAUGUGAUAGUUGUGACAGUUUUCUCCAGCCUCCCAAGUCACCCAGCCUGGAGAACUACUUGCCUCAUGUUGCUCUGGCUAGCAUGAUAAUAAAGACAUUAUUUAAUCAUGAAGGUCCUU
Molecule: messenger RNA, 1739 nt
Organism: Rhinolophus ferrumequinum (greater horseshoe bat)
Lineage: Eukaryota; Metazoa; Chordata; Mammalia; Chiroptera; Rhinolophidae
Product: zinc finger protein 134-like
Exons: 1
Coding region: 29-1159 (376 amino acids)
Biological process (GO): regulation of transcription by RNA polymerase II; central nervous system development
Cellular component (GO): nucleus
Molecular function (GO): RNA polymerase II cis-regulatory region sequence-specific DNA binding; DNA-binding transcription factor activity, RNA polymerase II-specific
Source: RefSeq, a predicted model, not a curated record